Messenger RNA from Seminavis robusta, 1110 nucleotides. Lineage: Eukaryota; Bacillariophyta; Bacillariophyceae; Naviculales; Naviculaceae. The record is from the annotation of a GenBank genome assembly.
AUGACCAGUCGAAGCCCCCUAUACCACUCGACCUCCAAGGAAAAACCUCAACUCCUUCACAUUACGUUCGAGAGUGACCCGAAGGGUAGUCUGGGGUGUCAAUUGGUCAACACAGAUAAGGGCUCGGAUGACCACAUGUUUCUGCCUGGUUACGCUGUGAUUGGCAAAUUAUUAAAAGGUGAAACAGUAGCUCGAAAGUUUGACGUUCGGGUGGGAGAUGUGAUUGUCGCCGUCAAUGGCACUGGGUAUCGUCGAUUUGCCCCAGAUUACAAAGAAGCAGAUGUCGAAUAUCUCAACAAGGACGAGGAAAAGGUAGAUGUUACCCUCGAUAAUGCCGUUGUAGCAGCUGGAGAAGCAUACAAUCAAUUGCUGUCCAAAAUCAAAGCCAUCAAGGCCGCUGCACCCGAUCCACCGCUCAUCCUCACACUGGAACGAUAUGGGUGGGACGCCCGCUCCAAUUCAUGGCCUCGAUACUUGGCGGCACGCGAUAACAACGUACCCGAUGCCAUGAUGAUGCAACAACAGCACGAACAAUGGAAAUCCGAAAUAUUCCCCAUUGACCUCACAAAGGCCGGCUUGCAGGAAAUUUUCAAGCAAAAAGCCAUUUGCGAAAUCAACAUUCAUGAAAUCAAAGAUUUCCCACCCACCGUCUACAUCAACUACGGAAAGCUGCAGCAAAUGGAAAAAGCAGGAGAAAUCACCGCAGAUGAGGUUGUGGAAGCCUUUAUAAUCUUUACCGAACGCUUGCUCGCACAUUCCAACGACCCAAGAAACCCAAAAACCUGCCAAUUUAUUGAUCUUUCCGGGGUCAGUAUCACGGGAGGAUUCCGAGUGGAAACUCUCAAGCGCAUUUACAAAAUCUUUGAACCAAACUACCCCGAGACACUCUUCAAGAUGGUCAUGUUCCCCGUAUCCAGCAUGGUGGGUCUGACGGCAAGGUCGCUUCUCAGUUUUGUAAAUGAAAAGACACAAUCCAAGUUCCUCAUCACAAACAGCCUAGACAAAGUAUGCGAGGAAUUGGGUUGGGAGAAACGGGAUGUCGACGACUGCGGCGGUAUCAAGGAGUUUAUGGAGAAGCACGAAAAAGUGGGAGACUCAUUUUUGUUUUAA